UGAUGCUGAACGGGCCCAGCUGGGAAGAAAGAAGAAAGGGAGGGGAGGGGAGAUCGAGGACGGCCGGCCUAGGCAGGCCGAGAAUGCAAUUUCCCCCGUGGUGGGAGCUGGGAGACCCUUGUGCUUGGACAGGACAGGGUCGGGGGACACGCAGGAUGAGCCCCUGGACCACUGGCACCUUCUUGCUGACAGCUUUUUUAUUAAGCUCUGCUGAUGGCAUAAGUGGAACAGUUAACUGGAAGACCAAACAGGCCAACAAUUUUAUUAUCAGCAGAAAAAUGGCUGCUGGGAAGAAACAUGUGUACACCAUCUUCUCGAAGGUGCACUCUGAUCGCGAUGUGUACCCAUCUGCUGGUGUCCUCUUUGUUCAUGUUUUGGAAAGAGAGUCUUUUAAGGGAGAAUUUCCACCUUACCCCAAACCUGGCGAGAUUAGUAAUGAUCCCAUAACAUUUAACACAAAUUUAAUGGGUUAUCCAGACCGACCUGGAUGGCUUCGAUAUAUCCAAAGGACACCCUAUAGUGAUGGAGUCCUGUACGGGUCUCCAACAGCUGAAAAUGUGGGGAAACCAACAAUCAUUGAGAUAACUGCCUACAAUAGGCGUACCUUUGAGACUGCAAGGCAUAAUUUGAUAAUUAAUAUAAUGUCAGCAGAAGAUUUCCCGUUACCAUACCAAGCGGAAUUCUUCAUUAAAAAUAUGAAUGUGGAAGAAAUGCUGGCCAGCGAGGUUCUCGGCGACUUCCUUGGGGCGGUGAAAAAUGUGUGGCAGCCGGAGCGUCUGAAUGCCAUAAACAUCACGUCGGCCCUGGACAGGGGCGGCCGGGUUCCGCUCCCUAUCAAUGACAUGAAGGAGGGCGUGUAUGUCAUGGUUGGUGCAGAUGUCCCGUUCUCUUCUUGUUUACGAGAAGUGGAAAACCCACAGAAUCAAUUGAGAUGCAGUCAAGAAAUGGAGCCCGUAAUCACCUGUGAUAAAAAAUUUCGUUCUCAAUUUUACAUUGACUGGUGCAAAAUUUCGCUGCAAGCUUAUGGUUUGUUAACAUCUGCACUAGAGGUUGAUAAAACAAAGCAAGUGUCCACCUUUCAGGAAGUGAUUCGCGGAGAGGGGAUUUUACCUGAUGGUGGAGAGUACAAACCCCCUUCCGAUUCUUUGAAAAGCAGAGACUAUUACACGGAUUUCCUAAUUACCUUGGCUGUGCCCUCGGCAGUAGCAUUGGUCCUUUUUCUAAUACUUGCUUAUAUCAUGUGCUGCCGACGGGAAGGCGUGGAAAAGAGAAACAUGCAAACACCAGACAUCCAACUGGUCCAUCAUAGUGCUAUUCAGAAAUCUACCAAAGAACUUCGUGACAUGUCCAAGAAUAGAGAGAUAGCCUGGCCCCUGUCAACGCUUCCUGUGUUUCACCCCGUGACAGGGGAAAUCAUACCUCCUCUCCACGCAGACAGCUAUGAGAGCACUAACAUGCCAUUGAUGCAAACACAGCAGAACUUGCCACAUCAGACUCAGAUUCCCCAACAGCAGACUACAGGCAAAAUACACUAAAGCCUUUUCAGGACUCCAAAUUCACAUCCAAACAUGUCAACAGCUUACAAAGUGCAGAAUUUUAUGAUCUAUGUCAGGCGCAGAUGGUUCUCCUUGGAUGUGACUCCUCUUGAUACGGAGACGUAUAUACUAAAACCGUGAGUAAUAUGCCCCACUCCCGGAACCCAUCACAGAAUGGUGGGACAGGGACUUGAUAAAUACGAUGCAUGCUUCCUUAAAAAAAAAAAAAAAAGAAAAAAGAAGGCUUAGGGGACAUAUAGCAGUAAUUGAUUUGUUUUCAGUUGCUGUACAGAAAUUUUCACAAAUUUAGCAGCUUAGAACAAA
Molecule: messenger RNA, 1859 nt
Organism: Myotis davidii
Lineage: Eukaryota; Metazoa; Chordata; Mammalia; Chiroptera; Vespertilionidae
Gene: SGCE
Product: sarcoglycan epsilon
Exons: 13
Coding region: 3-1535 (510 amino acids)
Cellular component (GO): sarcoglycan complex; membrane
Source: RefSeq, a predicted model, not a curated record